Molecule: messenger RNA, 372 nt
Organism: Colletotrichum godetiae
Lineage: Eukaryota; Fungi; Ascomycota; Sordariomycetes; Glomerellales; Glomerellaceae
Exons: 1
Source: RefSeq, a predicted model, not a curated record
UACCCGAUGUUACCAAUACUCAUAAGGUCGCCGUCGCGAUGCCUUCCUCAGACAGCAAAACGCGUCUCAACCGCGUCAAAUAGUCUGAGCGCGUUGAAGUUCUCAGCGCGGCUGAGCAUCGCCACACGGCUCGCUACAACUUCCGAGCCCACUACAACUACCAGCCAAGAUACAGUACAAGCGACAUCACCAGCUGAUGUCGAGUCGCAACCGAAAAAGAUGAAGAAGACAAUAGCGGAGCUGGAUGAGGAGCUACGAUUGAAGCUGGAGGGCAUUUCGGGUGACGGAGGCGCCUCUGGCGUUGAAUACGAAGGCGGAAAGGCCGAGGGAUUAAAAAGGGGUGUCAAAGCAAACAUGUUCCGGGUCAUUUGA